AUGCGGCUAAAUCAGAAAAGGGCGAGGCGGCUUGCGGCCCAGCGCGUUGUGGGAACCCAGCCGCGGUCUCAGCAGCUCCCGGACGGGCGAGAGCUCCGGGGUCGGAUUGUUGAAACGGAAGCCUAUUUGGGAGGGGAAGACACCGCUUCCCACUCAAGGGGGGGGCGACGGACCGCAAGGAACGCAGCCAUGUUCAUGCAGCCGGGCACGCUCUACGUGUACCAGAUCUACGGGAUCUACUUCUGCAUGAACGUCUCCAGCCAAGGGGAAGGAGCGGCAGUCCUUCUGCGCUCCCUGGAGCCUCUGCAGGGCCUGGACGCCAUGAGGGAGCUGCGCCUGGCUCGGCAGAGAGGGGGUGCCCGGCCUCUCAAGGACUGGCAGCUGUGCAACGGGCCCUCCAAACUCUGCCAGGCCCUGGCCAUCGAUCGGAGCUUUGAUCAGAAGGACCUGGCCUGCAACUCCGCCGUCUGGCUGGAGCCUCGACUGGAACCUCCUGGAGACGAAGUCCUCAUCUGCACCACACGCAUCGGCAUCAGUGGGGAGUGGGCCCAGAAGCCUCUGCGCUUCUACCUCCAGGGCAAUAAGUGUGUGAGCAUCACCGAUAAAAAAGCAGAGGGGAAGCCCCCUGGUACCACAUAGCACCAUCACGUAAAGAAAUGGGUUUAACGUGCAGUAUUGAACGGGCAUGAACACUGAUGCCAGCAGAGGACUAGAAGUGCUGUUUCAGAUUUAUUUAUGUAAAUAAACAUGUUUUACUCUC
Python bivittatus (Burmese python) is the source of this 760-nucleotide messenger RNA. The record is from RefSeq and is a predicted model, not a curated record. Lineage: Eukaryota; Metazoa; Chordata; Lepidosauria; Squamata; Pythonidae.